GGAGAGGUGGAAAGUUGCAACUUCAAGGCAAUAUAGACCACAUGCUAUGGAAAGGAAUGCAUGCGUAUUUGUAGGAGAGUGGAAGAGCAAAUGAAAAAGAAGAGAGGAGGAGAGAGUAGGAGGUGGAGGAGGGAGGGAUCUAAGCGAAGGUUGCAGCGUGGCUCUGUGUCUGAAUGAAAGAAGCUCUCUCUCUCUCUCUCCACUACUGUCUGUAUGUAUGGCUUCUGUCCGCUGCACUAAAUGAGCACAUGUCCAGAGCAAACACAACGAGACUCUCCAAGUGACUUCAAGCUGGAAGUAAACAUUAGGAGAAACUUCGGCUAAAGCUGCAACUCUCAUUCUUUCAUCUUUUUUUUUUUUUUUUGAGGGUUUGUACUGCUUUCUAAGAAGCUGGAUCACUUCUUAGAAAUGUGGCUGCUUUUGUGAGGAUUGCUCAGCAUCCCAGCAAAGAAUGUGUUUUUCAGAAAUUGUCAUGUGAUGGACAUUGAGCUCUAUUAUUUGGAAGAUUUUUGGAAACGUUAAAGAACUCAUAUUGUGAUCUACAGGUGAUUCUCUGUAAACCUGAGUAACAUAGACUGAAACUCUUCACCUCAACAGGAAUUUGGGACACUGAUUCUGCCAAUUUCCACACACCUCUUGGACAUCAGCACUGCACCACCAGAAGAAUUCACUGGACCUGGAUCAGUUUAAACUUAUUUUACCUUAUUUACACACAUCACAAGAGCAGCUUGUCAUAUAAGUGUGAUGUGUGGGUUGGUAAUUUAACCAGAGCAACCCUGAGUGCACCGUAGGCCAACUUGCAGGCAGGUGUGAUUCUGGCUCAGUGUGUUUGAUACACACAUUCACAUAAAUACACACACAUAUAUAUGAUUGUCUGAAACAGCAGAGAUCAAAUGGGGACAUUCAAAUCUCAUGGAAUCUAACUUUGUGUCUCAUGCCUGAGCUGGACAGAUGCUUGUAGAGGUGUAACAUGUACAUUUAUCUCUUCUCAUACAUUUGUGGUUUUUAUUACCACCUACCUUGACAUAUCACAUACAUUGAUUUAUUGCAUUACAAGGAGUGGUGCCAAACUACCCUGAACUCAAAGAUAAAAGCUUUAACCUAAAACAUGACCCUACAAACCUGCACUUUGGUCCCCCGUCACAUCUUGGAGCACUCCUUCCCCCCUCACUUCCUCCUCCCCGUCCUGCUCUUGCUCCUCCAAGCCUGGCGGGGGAGCUGUCACCCCCAGUGUUUGGACUACAAGCCUCCAUUUGAGCCCCGACAGCCACUGGUCUUCUGUAAGGAGUACAAUAAGUUUGGAUGCUGUGAUUUGGAAAAAGAUGAAGAGAUAUCAGCAAGGUUUUACACCAUCAUGGAAAACUUUGACCAUUCAGGGUAUGUGACCUGUGGCAAGUUCAUACGCAGCAUCCUUUGCCAGGAGUGUUCUCCAUAUGCUGCCCACCUGUACGAUGCUGAAGAUGCAAACACACCUAUGCGGAUGCUGCCUGGGCUGUGCGGUGAUUACUGCUCUGACUACUGGAUGCAGUGCCGAUACACUCUCAGCCUCCUCCUAGAGGACCUGGGGAGCCCACAGCAGUUUGCAAACCUGACUGCCACGAUAGAGGAAGAUCAAAGAAAAUUUUGUAACUUCCUGGAGCUGAAGGACAAACAGUACUGCUAUCCUAAUGUACUGACAAAUACAGACCUAAAUGCUAACCUGGGCUCGGUACGUGAGGAUUCCGAAGGCUGUCUGGAGUUAUGCUUGCAGGAGGUUGCCAACGGGCUCCGUAACCCUGUGGCGAUGAUCCACGCAGAUGACGGAAGUCACCGUUUCUUUGUUGCGGAGCAGCUGGGCUAUGUGUGGGUGUAUUUGGCCAACGGCUCCAGGAUUGACCGCCCUUUUCUCAACCUCACAAAGGCUGUCCUCACAUCACCGUGGGCUGGAGAUGAGAGGGGGUUCCUCUGCAUAGCUCUGCACCCAAGGUUUACCACAGUCAGAAAAGCCUACGUGUACUACUCUGUGUCUGUCAAGAAGGAGGAGAGGAUACGUAUCAGCGAGUUCACACUGUCAACACAUGAUGAUAACCAGCUAGACCACUCCUCUGAGAGAACCAUCCUAGAGGUGGUAGAGCCGGCGUCCAAUCAUAACGGAGGUCAGCUUCUGUUUGGUCAUGACGGGUAUCUGUACAUCUUUAUUGGCGAUGGCGGCCGAGCUGGGGACCCUUUUGGGAAGUUUGGCAACUCACAGAACAAAUCAACCCUUCUUGGUAAGGCACUGCGAGUUGAUGUCAACAACAAUGACGAUGGCACUCCGUACAGCAUUCCCUCAGACAACCCGUUUCUGGGAGAGAAGGAGGCACGGCCAGAAAUCUAUGCUUAUGGAGUGCGCAACAUGUGGCGUUGCUCUAUUGACCGUGGUGAUGCGAUUACAGGCCAAGGCAGAGGCCGGAUGUUCUGUGGUGAUGUUGGCCAGAACAAAUUCGAGGAGGUGGAUCUCAUUGUUAAAGGAGGCAACUAUGGAUGGAGGGCCAAAGAAGGCUUCAGCUGCUACGAUCGCAAACUCUGUCAGAACUCAUCUCUAGACUCUACAGGGAGAUUUUGAAUCGAAGAACAUCAGUUCUGAGCAGCAGCAGCAAGAUAAAUCCCACCAUGGAGUCCAGACACUGGUGCUGGUGGUGGCUGAUGACUUCUGCUGAGACUGAUAAGGCUGAUGAGGCUGAUGAAAUGAUGCACUGAUGAAUCUGUAAAGACUGGGUGGUGAUGGCGAAGUGGUGGGGCAUGCAUAACGCAGCAUGAAAGCACUAAAGGCAGAAACAUAUUUAAAAAGACAGCCACAAUAUGAUUACAAUGAAGGUUUGUCACCGUGCUAUUGAACAGAUGUGACCAGCUGACGUCUCACUUGACACCCGGGCAAAGACAGCCAGGAAAUGAUGAGUGAGCAUGUGUGAGGAAUGGGAAUGACAGAUGGUUUCAGAACUAAAACUACAGACCUGAGCAUGCAAAAGAUCAUCUUCCUGACUGAACUGUUGCUUCAGUUCAAUAAGUAAUGUGUUGUUCUGUGUCUGUACC
Messenger RNA from Thunnus maccoyii (southern bluefin tuna), 3051 nucleotides. Its product is annotated as HHIP-like protein 1. Bases 1109 to 2584 code for a protein of 491 amino acids. The record is from RefSeq and is a predicted model, not a curated record. NCBI's taxonomy places the organism in Eukaryota, Metazoa, Chordata, Actinopteri, Scombriformes, Scombridae. The transcript is spliced from 9 exons.